UCCCGGAGGAGCGAGGAGCGAGGAGCGAUCCCCGUGUACCUCGCGCGUCGCGCGUUUUCGUCCGCUGGCCGGACCGCGCCCUCUUCCCCCGAGGUAGCGGGCACCGCGCGUUCGAAGUUCCCGUUGCACGACGCCGUUCCGGGACGACGAGCGACCGCGCGAUGCGGCGGCGGUGUCGGGCUCGCCGCACCAGGAGGACACCGACACGUACGGAGCGCGGCGUCAGGAGUGUCAGGACGACGAGAGGAUGCCCGGCGGCGCCGAGACGCCGCGUCCGCAGGAGACGCCCGCGCCGGCCGAGGCCGAGGUCCUGCUGCUGCGACGAUGGAGCGAGAUGCCGCGGCACCUCCAAUUCAAUCCGCACAUCCUCACCGGCUACAGGCCGCUCAUGACCAUCCGCCAGUGCCUCGGUAGCCUUUUCUACAUCCACAACGAGACCGUCAACAUCCUGACGCACGGAUUCGCUAUUCUGUACAUGUUGGUGACUGUACCACAUCUACUCCCAUGGAACACAAAAGGGACACUCGUGGGAAUUCUGUCCUGGUGCCACUUGAUCGGCGCGGUUAGCCCGUGGGUCGGAUCCUUCCUGUACCACCUCUUCAUGAACGUAAACUACGACGAAGUUCUCUACAGAACACUGCUGAAAGUCGACAUGAUCGGCAUAUGGCUGUGCCAGAGUUUCGGAGCUAUACCAAUGAUGGCAGCCGCUGUUCAUUGCCUGGCCGAUAACGUCUGGUAUUGCUGCAUUUUUAUUUAUUGCUCCCUUAGUAUGUGGGGACUUUUAAAGGCAAUGACUGCGAGAUCACCAUGGGAGAGGCGUUUAUGUUUUGCCCCUCCUUUCCUAAUGAGAAUGCUGGUCAUGACUCUGAGGUGUUUCGGCAUUGGUGGCGGAUCACCCGAGGCUCUUAUUCAUAUAAUAUUACAGGAAUUAUUUCCAGGAUCUCAUAGCUGUGAUAGGUGCAACCAUUGGCGCUCUUCGCAUUCCAGAGAAGUGGAUCCCCGGCAAGUUGGAUCUAGUGCUGAAUUCCCAUAAUGUGAUGCAUGUAAUGGUCGUCCUAGCGGUAUGUUCCAUGCAUACCGCAACCUUGAAGGACCUCGCCUGGAUGUCCGAUCCGUCUACGUGC
Messenger RNA from Temnothorax curvispinosus, 1124 nucleotides. RefSeq names its product progestin and adipoQ receptor family member 4. Gene Ontology annotation, cellular component: membrane. NCBI's taxonomy places the organism in Eukaryota, Metazoa, Arthropoda, Insecta, Hymenoptera, Formicidae. Gene Ontology annotation, molecular function: signaling receptor activity. The coding region runs from base 248 to 1033 and encodes 261 amino acids. The transcript has 5 exons. The record is from RefSeq and is a predicted model, not a curated record.